UAUGUCGUGUCCCCGCUCUCCAUUUCCUUUGAUUAGCUCUAUUAAAGCUUGUCGAUGCGCAAAAUCUGUGCGGAGGUGUGACAAAAAAAUGUGUUAAUAUUUCAGGUGUGAGAAAAAUACAUAGAUACAUUUAUAUAUUAUGUGUGUGUGUGCUUAUGUAUGUAUGUAUACAUACGUAAGUACGUAUAAGUAAUAUAAUAGACCUGAUAUAUGUAAAUAGUUGUCAGUCGACUCGUAUACUGCUAAAGUGCUUUCCUGAAUCUGCGAGUUCAGUGUGAGUCACCCUGUCAUAUAAAGAAGUAAGAAGACAAUUUUAAGUAGUUACCAGUCGACCCCUUUCAUACCCCCGGCUUAUUAAGACUACAUGUGCUUCCUAUGAAUGAAUUUAAUCGUAUUUCACCUCUUGUUGUAAACACAGCAACCGUGUCCUUAAUUUUCUAUUUACUUCCACCACACCUUAUAGCUGCUUGAUUCUGUCUCGACCAGUAAAACCGCAACCACCUGACACCUCUCACUGGUGUAGUAUGUUGUCGCACAUCGUCUCAGAUGGAUGCUACCCAGACUUCAGGACCACAAAAUCAAACAACACCUAUAAACUGAAAUGCAGUUUAAUUUUAUAAGUUUGAUGCAUCGCCACUAUAUCUUCUUUCCGUCUUGUACCUGUUGGAAUGCUGAGCAAAACCCCCUUUCUCUAUAAGGCCGAGAAACUUGGGUGAUGAUCAAAUCUCUAUCAUACUAUUUAUUCUUCAUUGUGUUUCUGACAUAUACAAAUGGCUGUCCCACUUCCUGCAGCUGCUCUGGCACUGUGGUGGUGUGCCAGAGUGGGUCAUUACAAAACACAGUUGCAAAAGUGCCGAAAUCUACACAGCAGCUGACACUACAGGGCAGUAAGAUGCGUGGUGAUCUGAAGCAAAGCUUUUCUCGUACUGAAUCCUUCAGUCAACUCAAUAACUUAACUGUAACAAAGUAUUACAUUUCUCAACUUUCUGAGACAACAUUCCAAGGCAUGGUGAACUUACAGUAUCUUUCAUUGACACACAAUGAUAUCACCAAUGUAGACAACAAAGCCUUUGAAGGACUCUCGAACCUAAUUCAUUUAGAUCUGUCUCACAACUUGAUUGCAAAUAUUGAUGAUAUUUUUUACACCUUACAUAAAUUAGAGUUUCUUGACUUGUCGUGGAACCAGGUUUAUUCUCUCCCGAGUGGUAUUUUUAAGUCUCAAGGUAAGCUGAACACUUUGAUCCUUGAUGGGAAUAACAUGCAGAAUAUUUACAGCUACAGUUUUCAGUGGUUGCGCAGUUUGCUGCAUUUAUCACUUAGUAACUGUCAGUUGUUUUCAAUAGCAACGGAUCUGUUCACAAUUACUCGUAAUUUAAUAAGCUUGGACUUGUCAAGUAACGGACUGACCAAACCUCUCAUGCUGAAUAUCCUUCGCAGUCUUCCAAAUUUGAGGACUCUUUCUUUGUACAAUAAUACCAUUUAUAAACUAGAAGAGAACCAGUUUUCUGGUAUCAACCUUGAUACUUUGAACUUGUCUCGGAAUAAUCUUCGACAGAUCUUUGAUGAGACUUUUAAAUACUUCAACACUAAACAUUUAGAUUUAUCACUGAACUCAAUUGACCAUUUAGACAGUGGCUCUUUGCAUCCAAUGGCACCCCAGCUUGAAUAUUUAAGCUUAUCUGGAAAUCCUCUCCAAAAACUUCCAGUUAAUGCUUUUACAGAGUUAUAUCGGUUGCGAGAACUGAAUCUCUCUGACUGUUCAAUAAACAGUUUGAACCAAUUUGAAGGACCCAGAAGCCUUCAGAAAUUAGAUCUUUCUGCUAAUAAUCUCAAAAAUAUCCCAGAAUCAACUUUGCGUAUAUUUUCCAAUUUAAAAUGGAUAAAAGUUGAUAGGAACUCUUGGGUGUGUGACUGUCAUAUAAGAGGAUUCCGUAACUGGUUACAGAAUCCAACAUAUUCUCGAACGUUACAGUGCUCAAAUCAGUAUCAAUCUGAUGGGUGUGAUUUUCUUCAGUGUGAGAUUCCAUUAGGUCUACAUGAGCGCCGCAUUAAACAGCUUACAGAUGAAGAGAUUUCCAAGUGUGAUGUCGAGUUGAAGAACAAACCAGAUUCUAAUACGGUAUUAAUCAUUGCAAUAAGUUGCAGUAUUUUUGCAGUUGUUGUUUUCAUGGCUUUAAUAGUUCUCUGGAAGUGUGUUUGUAAAAAAAAUGGCCCAAAUUGGCUGUGCAACCGAUCUGCAGAAGAUAGCAGUCAUUUGGAAAAAUCUGAGAAACGAAGAGCAUUUCAGGAUCUCGAUAUUGGGUCCUUGAAUGAGUCAGACCGAAGUUUCAAUGUUAGGAACUAUUUUAACUCAAUGGUUCAGAACCCGUCCAGUUUAACCCAAGAAACUCCUCCUUACUCUCAGAAAGACUUCAAUUCCAACUUGGGCUCCCAGACCUCUCUUUACUCAGUGGUAAGCUAUGCAUACGGCAGAGAAUCAGCUGUAUAGACAUUAACACUUCAGUACAUUCUAAGAAUUUUAUUUUUCUACAUCAAUUUUCUACACAGGACUUUAUUACAUAAUUAUGAAUUACAGACAAAAAAAAACUAAAACAAAUUUUAAUCUCUCA
This is a messenger RNA of Octopus sinensis (East Asian common octopus), 2609 nucleotides long. RefSeq names its product leucine-rich repeat transmembrane neuronal protein 4. The coding region runs from base 716 to 2488 and encodes 590 amino acids. NCBI's taxonomy places the organism in Eukaryota, Metazoa, Mollusca, Cephalopoda, Octopoda, Octopodidae. Gene Ontology annotation, molecular function: protein binding. Gene Ontology annotation, cellular component: plasma membrane. The transcript is spliced from 2 exons. The record is from RefSeq and is a predicted model, not a curated record.